AUGCCAUGGUCGGUGGAGAGAAGCGAGCUGCGAGCACGUGGCUCACAGAAACUUACCUCUCUCAACGACAACAUGCUCGGAGCGUUACUACUCGCUCUUGCGACUAUCGCGGUCUUCCAUGCGGCGUUUUCCACAUAUGAACACCUCUCUCACUUGAAAGCUGUUGGCCGACCGGAGGGUUCUUUGCCAUUCGAUAUAAUACUGGAAGCGUUGUUUGCUCUUGUCGUGGGCACAGUUGGCGCAUCACUAAACGCACCGCAACUGAAGGAGAUAUCAUGGGCAGCAGAGAUGCAGAAACGCUCAAUAGAUGAUAUGGACUCGCGAUUGUCCUUUGCGAGUUAUGUUAAUCGUGGCAAAAACGUAUUCGCAGUGGCUAAAUGA
Molecule: messenger RNA, 381 nt
Organism: Mycena indigotica
Lineage: Eukaryota; Fungi; Basidiomycota; Agaricomycetes; Agaricales; Mycenaceae
Exons: 5
Coding region: 1-381 (126 amino acids)
Source: RefSeq, a predicted model, not a curated record